GGAUAUGGAGCCCCCAACCCUUACACACAAUUUGCUACAAAACUUAUCUUCCUCCAAUAAGAUUUGUAGAAGACUUCAGUAACUCCACAAUAUUUGUCCGGAGCUCCUUGGCCUUCUCUGCGUUCUCUCCUUUUUCCACAUGUUCUUCUGCCACCUGGAGCCCCUUCAGCACCGACUGCAGGGCGUCUGCAUUCUUCACUGAGUCCAUCUGGUCUCUGUCUGCCCGGAUCUCCUCCACCCAGUCCAGGUACGCCUGAAGUAACCCGAGGUCAUCCACAAAGUUUGCAAUAAUCCAGAGUCCCGGUCGACAUUGCUCCAGCUCCCUCAACCUCCUCCUCCCCACCUCUCCGAUGUCAUUCCCAACAAUGCUGAUGGAGGAGAACAUAACCAGUGAUGUCCAGAUAGAGUUCCUCCACAGUGGUGUUGUGCUCCAAAGCGUUCCACAGCUCCAUAACCCCCUCCGGACCCCGGUGCAGGCACUGGCUUACUGACAACAUAGUCCCUGCAGUGUCUCUCCACCCAGACCUGCAGAUCUCUGCAGUAAUAAUCCUGCACCUCCCUCAGCACCUGCAGGAACUUUAGGCUGCUCUCCUCUGUGGCACACACCAUCUCUAGAGCCUGGGCCACGGCGUUGGAAGGUGACCUCUCCAGCAGAGACAGGUAGUGGGCCAAGGAAAGCACCUCAGCAUCAUGCAGCCAACGCAGCAAGGGUGCUGGGUGGUCGAGAGUCCAGUUCAGCAACAAGUCUCUCUGAGACCGGAGCAAUUGCUGAGCUGAGUUCAUGGCUUCAGAAAAUACUGUCGGGAGGAAUAAGAUAAAUACAUUACAAAAUGUCAUGCAUUCAGAAAUGACAAAUUCACAGUAUGAAAAAUUUAGUACAGUAAGGCUCAUUGAUUAAAAUGCUUACCUUAAAGAAAUAAUUUAUUAUGUUCUGUGUCACUUUACAUUUCGUCUACUUUUGCCUUUGCAGUCUUGAGUGUUUGCAGGAGAGCAGUUUGUGUUCUGUCUUAAAGUGGAGGGAGGCGGAGUGCUAUUGCUUGCUGUCGACAGCAAUUCAAAUAACCAUUCAAAGGGUCCAUAGUUCAACGUUCAAGUCUUUGUCCCUGCUUCUGAUUAUUCACUUUUGUUUGAUCAUGCUAAAACAUGCCAAUCCCCUGAAGUGACUUGGGAGUAACACAUAAAAGUGAAGAAAAAUAUCAAACUGUUAUUCAUUUUUUAUAACGUUGUGACUUCAGAAUCCAAUGUAAUGCUGAAAAACUGACUAUAACAGUCAGUUUGAGUAUAUAAAACAGAUUGACCAGCAGUUUAAACAUUCUUUUGUUGAAAUACAAAAGUUGUAGCUUGAAACUUUCCAGCUUGCCUCCAACUUCUUGCAUAACUGAGAUGACCUACAUACAUUAAUUGAUGUGAACAAUUAUGAAUCCGUGGCAGGCAGAAAUGUUAAUCAUUAAUCAGUUUCAUUCAACUUUCUAUGGAACUUUUAUCACUAUUACAUUUGCCACAUUGUAAGAUGUUUGGUUUGUGUAGACAAAAGGAAUCAGACAUAAACACAUGUAGUUGUUGGAGCCUUUGAGGAAAUGGCCAACAGCAUGAGAGUGACUCACACCCUUUGUCAUGUGUUGUCUCACAGAUACUUGCUGAGGUCUUUUUUCCCCAAACAAUUCCUAGUUCCACCACUUAAAUACGUAUUUGAAUCUUUUGACAUGCUUAAAUAAUUGUUAAGUUGUAAACCUACCAUUGCUGAUUGCAAAAUUAGCUCAGUGGUAUGUAUGUAAUCAAUGUAUGUAAUACUCAAAGAUACUGGAUAUUGGAAGAAUAAGAGGAAGCAUUAAAGUGAAGUCAUAGUACAAGGAGCACAAUGAAACACUCCAACUUCCCCCUCUUUGCCCCUCUCUUCAUCCUCACCUCUGUCUGUGCUGGCAGAGCAGGGUUGCAGUCAUGCAUGUGGACACUGUCUUUCUUGUGUGUCCUCUGAUUUUUGCUGCAGCCCUGUGGAGGAGGGUCCAGGCUGUCUCCCCUGUGCCCUCAGUCCCAGACCAUGUCCAAGCCCUGGUGGGCUCCUGUGUGGUGAUUCCCUGUUCUUUCACUCCUCUAGCUCCUCAUACUCUCCGGGGGAGGAAGGAGAGGGUGGAUGUACGUCUGCGGUUCAGAGGUGGUGGUCGCUUCUUCCCUCUCCGCAGCACCGCUUUUAACAGCGAGGACAGAGAUCAAGUGAGCCGGGAUUUCCAAGGCCGGACGUCCCUCUUUGGGAAAAUCCCAGAUGGAGACUGCUCAGUGAAGAUCGAAAGGAUCAGCCAGGAUGACUCACGGGAGUUUGAGAUCGCUCUGAAGAGAGGUGAUGACUUACUUUGGGGGCGGCCAGUGAGCUUCAAUCUGGAUGUUGUGGACACCCCUGAGGCUCCUGUCAUCAGCGGCAUGUUGUCAGCCACAGAGGGACAGCUGGUCACCCUAAACUGCUCCGUCAGCUUUCACUGCCCCUCCAGACCUCCAUCCCUGCGGUGGAGCUGGGAGAGGGGAGCCCAGCUGAACAGCACUAGGCCAGGGGAGGUACAGACACUCCACCCAGAGCCCCACAGGCCAAUGUUACUGGCCUCUCUGUCCUUUACUGUGUCUCACCAGGUGAAACCCAGGCUCAAAUGUGAAGUCAGUUACCCAGGAGCCAAAGCAUUGGCCAUUUCGAAGGAUCUGCAUGUGACAUUUUCCCCAAAAGAUGUAACGGUUCAGGUCCAGUCCUUGAUAGUGCAGGAGGGGGGCAGCGCCUUGUUGGUCUGCUCAUGUAAAGCUGACCCUCCGGUGUCUCAGUACCGCUGGUCCUACAGUCAACACGGCCGCACGGUGCACCUCCACCAGCGCACACACGCAGUCCGGCUGUUCAACGUGACCCGAGACAUGAGGGUCCGCUGCUCGGCACAGAACCUGAUUGGUCGAGGAGAGUCCCGGCCCACGCUGCUGAACAUACAAUAUAAACCAAUCAUUCUCCGGCUGUCCUCCAUCUGUGUUGUGGAGGAUCAGAAGGUGCUGUGUCACUGUUCAGUCAACUCCAACCCCAAACCAGCAGUUACCUGGAGCGUGAAUGGAACUAUCCCACCUCGUGAUUACAACGUGUCGGUAACAUCUGAGCCCGACACGCUAACAGCUACUCUGAGGGGCCGCAUGGACAAACCUCAGACUGUGAUCUGCUUUGCUUUCAACGCAAUGGGAAAUGACUCCCUGGUGUUGCUGCAGGGAGGUGAAGAGAUGGCACCUUUAUUGUGGAUGGUGAUACCUGCUGUGUCCAUUUGUCUGGUCGUAUUCCUUCUGUCUCUUUUUUUCUACUGCUGCCGAAAGAGAGCUGGAAAACAUGUCCUGAGUAGACGCCCAGCCGUGUACCCUGGAGGAUUGGGAAUUUAUCAGGAUCGGAUGCCCCUCUACGUUAACUGCACAGAAGUCACCCAUAUCUACACCAACGGCAGUUACCAACUUGUAUACCAGAACUGCACACCUCUUUUUGUCCAUACUAAGCAGAUCCGUCCAAUUGGCAGACGAGGUGGGGAGAGAAGAAGAAGAGAUGGAGAGGGUGGAGGAAUAGACAGACGAGCGGCUUUGGGAGUCAGAGGCACGAGAGAGGUGCAGAGCUCGGCUGUGGGCGACGCAGAGACGGCCAUAUACUUGGAGAUCCUCUGAGCCCACUGUUCUACUGCUACAUUAAACUUACAUUAGACUUCAGAUUCUUUCUCACACUGAUGGUAAUGCAUAGUUAAUGUAACUUCCAGUUAUUGUAUAUAUUGUACAUGCAUUAUGUGAUCUCUUGAAUAACUACUGGUGGUCUGUCACUCUCCACAUUUCCAUAUUAAGUAAUUUCUAUUUCUGUUCGCAUUUAACCUUCCUCUGUGCUCUUUUUUUUGUUUUUUUCAAACAUGUAAAGGUUUGAUAAGAGUUUUUCAUCUUGUGUCUAUUCUACAACCCACGCAAUCACUCAAAUUUGAUUUGGUCUUACCAGUCUACUGCUGCUCCAAACACAUUUUCAACAACAGCUGCAGCAUGUCUAACACAAAGUGAUCCUCAGACGGUGUUUUAAACACAGGAAGUGUAUCACAGUGCUCAUGAGAGAAUAUGUCAUGUCAUUUCAGGAAAAGCACAGCUCUAAUGAUAUAUAUAUAUAAUAAUAAUACUACUACUACUACUACUAAUAAUAAUAAUAAUCAUAAUAAUCAUAAUAAUCAUAAUAAUAAGCAUCCCAGUAAAUUUGAACUUUUUAGUAGUUUUUCACACAAAAUGCCACAAGCAAAUGUUUACAGAAGUGAUAUUUACUGUGACUGCAGAGGAAGAAAAAAAAUAUUAAAGAAAGAAAAAAUACUGGGAAUCAACCCACAAAGUCCAUCUAAAAGCCACUACAAUCAAUAUAUAAAUGAUUGCAGUCUAACUUCCACAUCCAUUUACAUAUAUAAUUCAACUGUUUAAUUAGAUGUUUAAAUGUUUCGUUGUUAAGGGCAUUUACAUAGUUUGAGUUUAAGUUGUUUAAGUUUAAGUUGAGUUUUGAGUUUAAGUCUGUGCUUUAGGUGCACUGAUGUACUGAUGCAAAAAACAUUUAUGUACACUGGCAUAUUGUAGUCUAUAUAGCUUUCUUAUUUUGGUUUAUUUGGUUUAGUUUUUUUCUACUUACUCCUGUACUAAUUCUACAUAUGUAUACAUGAAGAUGUACCUUUCCUAUUUGUUUUUCAUUUGCUUUGUUUUUAUUGUCUUUAUCUGGUUUGUGUUUGGUGCUUCUAUAUGACACCCACUAGGGAUGAAUACAGUGUUAUCUGAUUUCUAGAAAUAAAAGAUUAGAGAACGCUGCUGUUUAA
Messenger RNA from Perca flavescens (yellow perch), 4823 nucleotides. It is a transcript of the gene psg4, whose product is annotated as B-cell receptor CD22. The transcript has 10 exons. The coding region runs from base 1939 to 3663 and encodes 574 amino acids. The record is from RefSeq and is a predicted model, not a curated record. Lineage: Eukaryota; Metazoa; Chordata; Actinopteri; Perciformes; Percidae.